AUGUUUCGCUUAAGAAAAAUUUCAACAGUGUCCGUGAUCUUAAUUUUAGUGUUUCAAAAUUGUUGCAUCAAAAGUGAUAUAUUAUUUUAUUUACUAUGGUGCGUUGUUCUGAUAAGAUUAUUGAUGCAUCUGCUAACAUACGAUUAUGACUAUUGGGAAAAACGAGGCAUAUUUUCACCCCCGGCAUUACCUUUCGUCGGCCAUAUAGCAACUGUGGCUACUAUGAAGGAACAAGGGGGCAUGUGUUUUAAAAGGAUUUACGAUGAACAUAAAGAGAAACGAUUUUUCGGCACCCACCAGUUCUACCAAAGAACUUUAGUGGUAUGUGACCCAGAUAUUAUCAAACGUAUGUGUGUCAACGAUUUCUACCACUUCACCGAUAGAGGGUUCUUUUUCAAUAAGUAUACGGACCCUUUGGCUGAAUCCGUACUUUUUUUGCGAGGAAGCGAAUGGAAAAGGUUACGUGCAAAGAUAUCACCCAUUUUCUCGCCAAAUAAGCUUCGAGGAAUGUUUCCUAUUUUAGAGAAUACGGCUAAUGCAUUCGUUGACCGAGUCAGAAAACUGACUCAACAAGAUGACAUUGAACAUAAUGAAAAUCAAAAUGAGAAUUCAAAUAUUAAAACCAAAGAAGAAAUCGAUGGUAACAAUAACUCAACUAUUGAUGAUUUAAUAAACUUAGGUGAAGAUAUAAAAGAAAUUCGUUCGAAGAAAAGUUCAAGUGAGGAUAAUACAAUUUUGUACGCUAAGAAAAACUGUGUAAAAGUGGAUGCAGAGAAAUUAGUAGGAGGAUACACGGCCGAUGCGAUCGUACCAUGUGCUUUCGGUCUUAAAAGCAAUGUCAUGUAUAAUUCAAAGGAUCCAUUCGCAGUAGCCCUGCACGCCUUCUAUGAAAUGAGCUGGUUUAAUAUUUUUGAAAAAACAAUGCGUCAAUUUUGGCCAGCGUUCGUGUUAUUUUUCAAAAUUCGUAUAAUCCCUAAGAAGACUCACGACUUCUUCUACAACAUCGUGACUAAAGUUUUGAGGGACAGGUCUAGUGGAGUACAGGAGAAGAGAGGAGAUUUCAUCGACAUGAUGAUGGCACUUCAGAGUGAUGAAAAGUGCGACGAUGAAAAUGAUUAUAAAAUAACUGACAUGAUUAUAUCGGCCAACGCGUUCAUUAUUUUUCUCGGAGGUUUUGAGACGACAUCUUCCACUCUUGCUUUUCUCUUUCUUGAGCUGGCUGCGCACCCUGAAGUUCAAGAGAAGAUGCGAAAAGAGAUAAGAGAAGUUGUGGAGGGAAAUGGGGGACUCACGUAUGAGGCAUUGCAAGAUUUGACUUAUAUGGAGAUGGUCAUUCAAGAGACAUUACGCUUGUAUCCCCCAUUUCCGACAAUUCAACGGAUGUGUACCAAAGACUACACAAUUCCAGAGACCAGCGCAGUUGUGGAAAAGGGAACCGUAGUCUUAUUUCCCACACUUGGCGUACAAAGAGAUGAGCAGUAUUUUGAAAAUGCAUCACAAUUCAUCCCAGAGCGAUGGUCGGAAGGAAAGUCUGCUCCUCGACCUGGCGUCUACAUGCCCUUUGGGGAUGGACCUAGAUAUUGUAUUGGUAAAAGAUUUGCUAUAAUUCAAAUGAAGUGUUGCCUAGCGAGAUUGCUGCCUCAAAUUCUUAUUAAACCAGUCGGGGGUCACAUCCGCACCCAGCCGUUUAUUGCUGAUCCCUUAUGCCCCAUGACCCUACACCCCGCAGACUCGAGGGUCAUUAUUACAAGCUUAUGA
Pieris macdunnoughi is the source of this 1758-nucleotide messenger RNA. NCBI's taxonomy places the organism in Eukaryota, Metazoa, Arthropoda, Insecta, Lepidoptera, Pieridae. The record is from the annotation of a GenBank genome assembly.